Chaetura pelagica (chimney swift) is the source of this 913-nucleotide messenger RNA. It is a transcript of the gene MIMS1, whose product is annotated as family with sequence similarity 210, member A. Bases 1 to 828 code for a protein of 275 amino acids. The transcript has 3 exons. Lineage: Eukaryota; Metazoa; Chordata; Aves; Apodiformes; Apodidae. Gene Ontology annotation, cellular component: mitochondrion. The record is from RefSeq and is a predicted model, not a curated record.
AUGCAACGAAGUCUGCUACAUACAGCGUCUCAGCUGGCACACGGGACAUGCUUGUUUUUGCCUCACACUAGUAUCUUUCACUGCUUAAAAGGACAAUCAUUGUUGUCUGAUACUGGAUGUAAAGUGAUUUUGGCACUGGACCCUCCUAAACGAUGUCUUCACACAGGUGCAGCAUGCUUUGCCUCAAAGAAAAGUGCUGCUUCAUCAGAACCAGCAGACGCUCCUCACAAAGUAGCAGAAGAGAGAAACGCUUUGACUUUGGCCACUGGAACACCCAAGCAGAACCCUGUAGAGUCGGAUUCUUCAGAUCCUGAUCCAUUACAAGAUAAAUCAAUUAGUCUUGUCCAGAGAUUCAAGAAGACUUUUAAACAGUAUGGAAAAGUCAUGAUUCCAGUGCAUCUUCUUACUUCCACUGUAUGGUUUGGAUCCUUUUACUAUGCAGCCAUGAAAGGAGUGAAUGUUGUUCCAUUCCUAGAGUUGAUUGGCUUACCAGACAGCAUAACAAACAUCCUGAAAAAUUCCCAGAGUGGAAAUGCUCUCACUGCAUAUGCAUUGUAUAAAAUUGCAACUCCUGCUAGAUACACUGUGACUUUGGGAGGAACAUCCAUCACUGUUAAGUAUCUACGUAAGAGGGGCUACAUGUCCACACCACCACCAGUAAAAGAAUAUCUACAAGAUAGGAUGGAGGAAACAAAGGAUAAAAUUACAGAGAAGAUGGAGGAAACAAAGGAUAAAAUUACAGAGAAGAUGGAGGAAACAAAGGAUAAAAUUACAGAGAAGAUACAAGAAACCAAAGAUAAAGUUUCAUUUAAAAAGAUAAAGGACUAGGAGAAAUGCUUGAUUUUUGGAUAUAUCAAACAACUUAGCACUUUAACCCUUUGUGAGGCAGGAUAUACAAAGUGCACUUCUGAGC